AGACAUCGAUAGCUAGUAUGGUUCAUUUCGUUAUAGUUUGGCACAUACGCUUUCAUAUACAAGUUAUACAACAUACAUAUAAUGUGUCUAUGAAAGAAAACUGCAUUGCGAUUUGCGAUAUUGAAAUGAAAUGUUAAAACUAAAAGAGAAAACACAAUUACAGAAACAUUUGCUUUUGUGUAAAGGAUGAAUAUCAUGUUCCGAACAGAACUAUGGUCUAUUUGUAGAAUCAAUGAAUCAGGGAAAGAAUAUUUAUUUCGACAAAUCAGUCAUAAGAAAGAUGAAAACACAUAAUUGUAUCUUAAACAUAUUUUAAUAUUUUUGUCACGAGUGAUCAACGAAUUGUUAAGAGGAAAAAAAAUUUUUCGGAAAAAGUGCACAAAGAUUAAGUCGACAACAUCUUUGAUGGAACAAACUUCUUAUUGCAUUUUACCGAUAGUAUAACACGAAAAUUGAUCAAAAUGAAUAAUUGUUCACUCGUUUACGAAGUUAAACCGAUGAAAGUGAUUUUCAUUUCAAACGGUUUAUAUUUUAUAAUCGCGGAUAUCGUGAAAUAAAAAGUGAUAUACUUGUCUACUAUGUCUAUUCAAAGCAUAUAGAAUUAUAGUGUCUCAUAGAAUGAUAUAUUGAUAUAUCGAUGUUAUACAUAUAUAUAUAUGUAUUGAUACAUUAAUAACAAACAAUAUUUACCGUUAUGCUUCUUGUACAUUAUGUUCACUAUAUUUGAUACAACAAAGUAAAACGAGUGACAAUAGAAAGUGUAUGCUUUGAAAAAUUUCAAUUUCUGUAGGAUAAAAUAUAAAUAAUGUAGAUAUUAACGAGUUCUUUUCCAAUAUACUUAGAGUUAUAUCUCACAAAAGGUUGAAUACAAUUUUGUAAUUAACUGCAAUGAGUGAGAUGAACUCAACAAGUGUUACAAAUUCUAUAACAUCCGGAAUACUACCUGACAGCAUUAAAAAUUAUACUACCACCAUGGCGAUUAAUACAUCCAGUGAAAUAUCUGAAGCAUAUAUGAAUUCUACAGAAGAAAAUGGAUUGUGGAAUGUUUCUAAACCUAUAACAUCAUUGCCUAAUAAUACACUAAUUUCAUUUGAAGCUUCAAGUACCAGUACAUAUGUAUCUACAACAACAGAAAUUUUUGACGAAUUUGGCCCACCUGAUGGAAUAGAAUACAUUUUUGUACCACUUGGUGUAGUGGUCUUUGUUAUUGUAUUAUCAGCUGUGGUAUGGGUGAUAAUUAUCUCAAGGAAAAGAAAAUUGGAACGUUUAAGACAUAGACUUAUGCCAAUGUAUAAUUUUGAUCCUGGUGAAGAAGAGGAAGAUGACUGGGAAACUGAAUUAUUAGAAGAAUGUUACAAUAAUCAUCAAAGACGUCAAGGGUAUCAAUCUAUGGAUACAGAAGAAAAUGCAGAACUCUUUGGAAAUCAUUGACGAAAUAUUUAUAAUAGUCUUUUAAAACCUUUGUAUUAUCUACAACUGUCUUACAUUUAAAAAAUCACACUAUUUAGUAGAUUUAUAUAUUUAUUUAAUAUUUAAAUAGUUUAUAUGUAACUUUCAAUUCAAAGGAUAAAAUUUAAAUUCAUAAAUUUUAUAUAUGAGAAGAGAUAUUCUAGAAUAUAUUUAAAUAUUAGAGAGUUUAUCCUAUCACAAAAAUUACGUAAAAAUACAAUAGAAUUUAUUUUGUUUCAAUAAGAUAAUAUCCAUAAAAUGAAUAAUGCUUAAUUUAAAAAUUCCAUGAUAGAGAAUUAACGAGACCAAAAUGGCUAAGACUUCAUUUUAUCAUUAAUAUUUAUUGUAUACUGUUUAUAACAGUUUUUCAUAAAAGUACAAUUUUUGCUAUGUACUUGAAUUUCACUUAUGUAUAUUUUUUUUCAUAUCCUUUCCUUCGAAGAUAUGAAUUUUUUUCUAUUUAUAUUUAAUAUAAGAAUUUUCUAGUAUUAGAGAAUAAAAAAAUUAGGUACUUAAUGUUCAACAAAAAGUUACAAGUAUACUUCCAAUAUUACCAAAAAUUUCUUCCUAAGUAGUUAUGAAUAGAUAUUAUCUGAUGUUGUUAAAUUUCUUUUCUCUAAGUAUUUAUUACAUAGUAUUAAAAAAUUAAACAGUUUCAAACAUAAUUUUUAAGAUGACCAAUUGAGAAUGCAUGAAGAUGUAUUGUUAACAUUGUAAUAUAGUAACAAAAUUUUAACAGUACAAUAAUUUUAGCUAGAAUAUAAAGUAUAUUGUUAAUAUUGUUAAUGAAAGGUAUAUGUGUAUAAUGUAGCGAUUAAUAAGAGUCAUUUUAUAAGUUUA
Bombus huntii is the source of this 2289-nucleotide messenger RNA. RefSeq lists its product as uncharacterized. The coding region runs from base 889 to 1431 and encodes 180 amino acids. The record is from RefSeq and is a predicted model, not a curated record. NCBI's taxonomy places the organism in Eukaryota, Metazoa, Arthropoda, Insecta, Hymenoptera, Apidae. The transcript is spliced from 3 exons.